Messenger RNA from Gossypium raimondii (Peruvian cotton), 624 nucleotides. Its product is annotated as chalcone synthase-like. Gene Ontology annotation, biological process: polyketide biosynthetic process. Lineage: Eukaryota; Viridiplantae; Streptophyta; Magnoliopsida; Malvales; Malvaceae. The record is from RefSeq and is a predicted model, not a curated record. Gene Ontology annotation, molecular function: acyltransferase activity, transferring groups other than amino-acyl groups. The transcript is spliced from 3 exons. Bases 1 to 624 code for a protein of 207 amino acids.
AUGGAAACAGAAAAUAACUUGGAGGGUUGUGGAGUUGAGAAAUUAGCUACUAUUAUAGCUAUUGGCACAACAAAUCCACCCAACUGCUUUUACCAAGCUGAUUAUCUAGAUUUCUACUUUCGAGUGACUAAAAGUGAACACAUGACGCAAUUAAAAGACAAAUUUCGACGAAUAUGUGAGAAAUCUACAAUAAAGAAACGUUACAUGCAGUUAAGUGAGGCCAUGCUGAAAGAGAAUCCCUGCUUAACUAUCUACAAGGCUCCAUCCUUUGACGUUCGUCAAGAUAUUCUUGUAAAGGAAGUACCAAAGCUUGGUAUGGAAGCAUCAUUGAAAGCCAUCAAAGAAUGGGGACAACCCAUUUCAAAGAUCACUCACCUUAUAUUUUGCACAUCAUCAGGGAUAGACAUGCCUAGUGCUGACCAUAAGCUUGCUAAUCUUAUUGGCCUCAAACCCUCUGUUCAGAGAUUCAUGAUUUAUAAAUCCACAAUGAGGAAAAUGUCGGUGUUGGAAGGCAAAGCCACCACAGGUGAAGGUCUUGAGUGGGGCGUGUUGUUCGAGUUUGGGCCAGGUCUCACGGUGGAGACAUUGGUGCUUCGUAGCUUUGCUAAAAAUUCAACACCAUAG